AUGGGAGAAGACUCAUCGCACGCCGAGCGCAGCAGCAACAGCAGCAGCAUCUUGGUCAACCCCCAGCAGUAUCAGGCACAGCAAGACAACAUGGACCUCCUGGUGUCCAGCUUCAGCCCCAGCUCAGCUCCCUCCUCCCCCACCAACACCCUCUCCAGGCUGGGCUUGAAAACCCCUGGGAGCCUCGGACCUGGAAGUCCCACCAGUCCCACUGCCAGGGACCAGGUGAGCGCCAUCACAGUGGUGGCUCUACUCGACAAGCUGGUCAACAUGCUGGAGGCAGUGCAGGAGAAUCAGCGACGCAUGGAGUCGCGUCAGGCCGACCUGGAGGGCGCCGUGCGGGGGGUCCAGGGCGACGUGACCCGCCUUUCCAAGAACCACACCAGCACAUCCAACAGCGUGAACAAGCUGCUAGAGCGCUCACGCAAGGUCAACACCCACAUGAAGGAUGUGCGGGAGCGGCUGGACAAGCAGGCGUCGCAGGUGAAGCGGCUGGAGGCCAACCAUGGACACCUGCUAAAGAGGAACCACUUCAAAGUGCUAAUCUUCCAGGUAUGGAUGGAGGGGCGGAUGGAGGGAUGGAUGGAUGAGCUUUUGUAUAAGGGGAAUAAGGGAAAAGCAGAUGCGAGGAAUGUGUUAGUAUAUCAUCAUGGGGAAGGGGGUUGUGAGUGUAUGAGGGUGUGA
Coregonus sp. 'balchen' is the source of this 684-nucleotide messenger RNA. The record is from the annotation of a GenBank genome assembly. NCBI's taxonomy places the organism in Eukaryota, Metazoa, Chordata, Actinopteri, Salmoniformes, Salmonidae.